Messenger RNA from Populus euphratica (Euphrates poplar), 2377 nucleotides. Its product is annotated as ankyrin repeat-containing protein At5g02620-like. Gene Ontology annotation, molecular function: protein binding. The record is from RefSeq and is a predicted model, not a curated record. Lineage: Eukaryota; Viridiplantae; Streptophyta; Magnoliopsida; Malpighiales; Salicaceae. Gene Ontology annotation, cellular component: plasma membrane. The transcript has 6 exons. Bases 573 to 2198 code for a protein of 541 amino acids.
GGGUGAAAAAAAAAGGGAAGAAAAAAGGAGCAUCUUCGUAGGAGUUGGAGUCCACCAGCUAUUAAAGUAGUAAUGACUGUUCGUUUUCUUGUCUUUUUUCCUGUUCUUUACGGAAAAACCACUGCCAUUUGCACACACCCAGGAAUUCGGACAGCAUGUGCAGCAACUAACGUGGCCAUGUUCUCCAGCAGAUCUGCAGAAUCAUUCCAUGGAUGUCAAACAAUUCCUCUGCAACUUCAAGAAGCAGAUGAUUUUUCAGGCUGGAUUUAAUACCAGAGCAUUUAUGUGUCAAAGAACCAGGGAUAAUGACAGAGGUGUAGGGACCGACAACAUAUCAGUAAAGCUGUUAGGUCAAUCACCCUGGCCAAGCCAGGAGAGCGUGAAGUGGUAAAAGAAAUGCUACUGGAGAAUCAAAGUCAAGUAGAAAGACAAGAGUGCUAUCUGUAGAGCGAACAUCUUUGUCACUGAUUUAGUGAUACUUUUCCAAGAGGAUUUCUGCUGGAAAGAAGAAGAAAGACCUCAGUUAUUGAAUAGAGUUAGAAGAGAUUUUUCCUUUUUGAUAAUUGAAUCCAAUGGAGUCAUCUGGUGGCCUGCCCAGCUCAAUGUCCCAGAAAAAGAUGGCCAAACAGUUGAUAAGAAAAAAAGAUGAUACACCAUUGCUUUUUGCAGCUAGAGCAGGAAAUUUAGGUGCUGUAAUGGAGAUCCUAACUGGUACCGGAGAAGAAGAAUUGAAGGAAUUGUUAGAGAAGCAAAACCAAUCAGGAGAAACUGCCCUAUAUGUUGCCGUGGAAUAUGGUAAUGUUGAUGUUGUUAGAGAGAUGAUAAAGUAUUAUGAUCUUGCUGGUGCUGGUAUCAAAGCAAGAAAUGGAUUUGAUGCAUUUCACGUCGCUGCAAAACGAGGGGAUUUAGAGAUACUGAGAGUCCUAAUGGAGGUCCAUCCAGAAUUGUCUAUGACAGUUGAUUUAACAAACACUACAGCUUUGCAUACGGCUGCAACACGAGGGCAUAUAGAGAUUGUGAAUUUUUUGUUGGAUUCAGGCAGCAGCCUAGCAACCAUUGCUAAAAGCAACGGAAAAACUGCCUUGCAUUCUGCAGCUAGAAAUGGACACUUGGAGGUUGUGAGAGCACUUUUGACAAUAGAGCGUGGGAUAGCGACAAGGAAAGAUAAGAAGGGGCAGACGGCACUUCACAUGGCAGUGAAGGGGCAGAACGUUGUAGUGGUGGAGGAGCUCAUUCAUGCAGAGCCUUCAUCCAUAAACAUAGUUGAUACUAAGGGCAACUCAGCCUUACAUAUAGCAACCAGGAAAGGAAGAGCUCAGAUUGUUACGCUGCUACUUCAGCAUGGUGAAACUGACAUGAUGGUUGUUAAUAGGACUGGUGAAACUGCUCUUGACACUGCAGAGAAAACUGGCCAUCCCGAAAUUCGAGUCAUUUUGCAGGAGCAUGGCUGUCAGAGUGCCAAAAUUAUUAAGCUACAAGAAAAAAACCCAGCGCGAGGGUUGAAACAAACAGUAAGUGACAUAAAACAUGAAGUCCACUACCAGCUAGAACACACACGUCAAACUACAAAGCAUGUGCAAGGUAUCGCUAAAUAUGUCAACAAAAUGCACGCAGAAGGGCUUAACAAUGCCAUCAACUCGACAACUGUAGUUGGUGUUCUCAUUGCGACAGUUACCUUUGCAGCCAUCUUCACUGUCCCUGGCCAAUACGUGGACGACCCUUCAGAAAUUCCACCUGGACAGUCUCUUGGAGAAGCAAACAUCGCCAAUAGAGCUCCAUUCAUCAUAUUCUUUAUCUUUGAUUCUAUUGCGCUCUUCAUUUCUUUGGCAGUUGUGGUGGUGCAGACAUCAGUUGUAGUCAUAGAGAACAAGGCAAAGAAGCAAUUGAUGGCAAUUAUAAACAAAUUGAUGUGGAUAGCUUGUGCGCUUGUUUCGGUUGCGUUUUUGGCACUGUCAUAUAUUGUCGUGGGCGAGCAUGAGAAAUGGUUGGCUAUCGGAGUGACAAUUAUAGGAGCAACUAUAAUGGUUACAACUUUGGGGACAAUGUGUUACUGGGUUGUAAAACAUCGGAUUGAGUCCUCAAAUAUGAGGAGUAUACGAAGAUCAUCUCUGGGUAGCAGGUCACGCUCGUUUUCAGUUUCUGUGAUGUCGGACGCCGAGAUUUUUGACAAAGAAUGUAAGAAAAUGUAUGCUAUUUAAAUUUCCUACAAUGGGAUCACUUUUUUCUUUUAUAAGUCGAGUUUUGAAUGUAAAUCUCCCACCAAUGGAUCGUAGUUUAUUCUUCUUCUAUAAAUUCUUGUAAUUACUACUGUAAGACCAUAUCACAGACGUUCCUAAAAGAGAACUGAAUACAAGAACAUAGCAGCGUACUGUCCCAA